CUCUUCCCUCUCCUCCAACCCACCGUGCCCCGAUUCACCCGCUAGUCCCGGUGGAUAGACAGACGUGGCUGCGCCGCCUCCAGGCUUUCCAGGCUCGGCUUCCCCUCCUCCACGCGCGGCCGCUGCGGCCUGGCCAGGUUGGUACUGGCAGAAGUAUUGCAGAGAUCUGAAUCCUGGAACUUGCUUUUGAGAGCUUGAAACAAAGGACUUCUUUCUAAUUUGGACAUGGCUAAUCGAGGAGCAACAAGACCCAAUGGGCCAAAUGCUGGAAACAAAAUUUGCCAGUUCAAAUUAGUACUUUUAGGAGAGUCUGCAGUUGGCAAAUCAAGUUUGGUGCUUCGUUUUGUAAAAGGACAGUUCCAUGAGUUUCAAGAAAGUACGAUUGGAGCUGCUUUUCUAACCCAGACUGUAUGUCUCGAUGAUACAACGGUAAAAUUUGAAAUCUGGGAUACAGCUGGGCAAGAACGGUACCACAGCUUAGCACCCAUGUACUACAGAGGAGCACAAGCAGCUAUAGUGGUGUAUGACAUUACAAACGAGGAGUCCUUUGCAAGAGCGAAAAACUGGGUCAAAGAACUUCAGCGACAAGCAAGUCCUAACAUUGUAAUAGCUUUAGCAGGCAACAAAGCUGAUCUAGCUAACAAAAGAGCUGUGGAUUUCCAGGAAGCACAGGCUUAUGCAGAUGACAAUAGCUUACUGUUCAUGGAGACAUCUGCCAAAACAUCUAUGAACGUUAAUGAAAUAUUCAUGGCAAUUGCCAAAAAAUUGCCCAAGAAUGAACCACAGAAUGCAGGAGCCAACUCUGCCAGAGGAAGAGGAGUAGACCUUACUGAACCCACACAACCACCCAAGAGUCAAUGUUGUAGUAACUAAAACGUCAGUUGCUUUAAACUGUUCUGAAUAUUCUUCUGCUUCCUAACUGUUAAUAACCAUGGAAUUGGAGUGCUUAACCUGGCCCAGUACUGCUUCCAAACAGCAAAGAGACUUAUGAUAAUAGUCAAGUUCAUGAUACAGAGUUUUCUUUUGACCUAAAAUUUUAACAUGCAUGUAUCCACCACUGGCUGUAAUGUUUCAGCAGUAGAGGAGAGAUGGAAUCAGAAUAAACUUCCUUCAGCUGAAAGGUUUUUAAAAUGAUUUACCAUUAGAGGUGUAGAAUGACUACUUUCUGUGGACCUAAUUCGCCAGUUCCUGUAGCCUCAAUACUGAUUACUGUUAAAAUAAAUACAAUUGGGACUUCUCAUAAUUCUCAGCUAUACCUUAAAAACCUUUUUAGAAACAGGGUCUAAAAAUUACUUAAACUUAUUCACAGUAUUGAUGCAACCAGUAGUUUCUGCAGGUGUCUACUGUUUAGUUAAUACAUUCCAUAGCUGAAUAAUUUAAUUACAAAUAAUACUUGCAGUAACAAUUUUUAAGAACCCUGUGCUUGCCAGAAAGUGGAGUUUUAGUUUGUACACUGUACGUAAAAUGAUCUAAGGAACUUAGUGAGAAAUCAAGUUUAACUUCAUUGCUAAUCUGCUCAGAGGGUACAGACCAGUAAAUUAAACUUUACAACUUAGGAUUUUCUUUUUUCCCUCUCCAGACUGUAAGAGUUCUUCAAGUAAAACCACAACAAACUCAGUGUCUGUGAAUUCUUUCUUGGUUUCGAUCAUUGCUGGCCAUUGCAGUUUGUUUUUCCCCUAAGGAAAAAAAAUAAAUAGUGCACUAACAAUUAUGUACAUCCAACUUGAUUUUAAAUUUGGAUAUUAAUGUACUGUAAAUAGGUACUCUGCAUUGUAGUCUACAUUUGUUUAAUACUUUCUGUAAUAUUUAAGAGUUGCUUAAAGGUAUACAGAAUGUACAGUUACUUAAAGCUAACUUUUUUUCCUCUCUAAUCAAAGGGGGUUCUAAGUUCUUCCUUUGUGGCUAGAACAGUAAUAAAUGAUGCUCCUGUAUCUGUAACAUAAGUACUGCUGUCUGUCAGUAAUGAACUUUGCAACUUUGUUUUCCAAAGUACAUUUUAUUUUGAUCUGUCCAGUAUAUUGCACUAAUUCUUUUAGUUAUUUUUCAUUAUAAUGAAAUCUACCAAGGGUGUCAGAAGAGAUGAAAUAGUCUAUUUAAAUGUAGAAUUGAUAGCAGAUUUCAAAUGUGCAGUCAUCUGGGUUUAGCAAGGAAAAGGACAGUUCACCAGUGUUUAGUUUUAUAUUGAGGUGCUCAGGUUUGAAUAAAGU
Indicator indicator is the source of this 2207-nucleotide messenger RNA. It is a transcript of the gene RAB5A, whose product is annotated as RAB5A, member RAS oncogene family. The transcript has 6 exons. NCBI's taxonomy places the organism in Eukaryota, Metazoa, Chordata, Aves, Piciformes, Indicatoridae. Gene Ontology annotation, molecular function: GTP binding; GTPase activity. Bases 226 to 873 code for a protein of 215 amino acids. The record is from RefSeq and is a predicted model, not a curated record.